CAACUUUGUUCUUCCGGUUAACAUUGGAAGUUGUUCAGGUCAUUUCCGAGAUCACCCGUGUGGGUUAACCAGGCAGAUCCACCGACGUAAACCGCCAACUACCCCCAAGGUUGUACCUAAUUUAAACACCGUUAUAUGUUCAGUGGUCAUAGUUAAGAAAAUAAGUCUUGGUCUUUGAGGUCGCUGAAAUGAAUACAUAUGUUCAAGCAAACUCGAUUUCUUCUGAGACCUUUAUUGCCAUCUCAUGCGCAAGUGGGUGAUGUUUAGAAUUGUUUGACGGCUAUAAUGCUGUUAACAGGCGACCUGCUGUAGCUGAAUCGCGUAGCGAAAGGAUGGCUUCUAAGUCCGAUAUCAUUACGACAGCCGAUGGAAAUUUGUCUAGACCAAAAGAGGAUAGCGGAGCCCUCGUGAAAGAGUUGGGCUCCCCUGAAAGCCUCAAAAUAUCCACCUGUGAUUCAUCUUUCAAAAAUGAGCAGGAGGAACGGCCUCUCCAGGGCUUGAAAUUGGCGUCCCACGAAGUUCUGGAAAAAGCACAGUUGACGGGAAGAUUGAAAUGUUCCAAAUGUAGCGGUUCAAGGAUGUUUUAUUGUUACACAUGUUUCUCCUUAGUAGGUGUGACCCCACAGGAAAUCCCCACAAUCAAGCUUCCUGUUAAGAUAGACAUCAUCAAGCAUCCCAAUGAAACGGAUGGAAAAAGCACUGCAGUGCAUGCGAAACUUAUAGCACCCGAUGACGUCACCAUAUACACCUACCCUUGUAUCCCUGAGUACGAAGGUGAAAAACACAAUGUUGUUUUAGUGUUUCCAGGUCCAGGAUCAGUAACCAUGGAAGAAAUGUCAAAGCAGCUACUGGAGACUUCCCAAAAGAGGACUGUUUGUUCACUAAAGGAGCCCUGCCCAAAGAGAGUAAAAGUAGAUGAGUCAACGGACUCACAGAGUGCAGAGGAUCAACAGAGUACCUGCCCAUUGCAGAGAGUUGUCUUUAUCGACAGCACCUGGAAUCAGACUAAUAAAAUAAUCACAGAUGAAAGGCUACAAGCCUUGCUUCAGGUUGAACUGAAGACACGGAAGACUUGUUUCUGGCGUCAUCAGAAGGGAUCCCCCGACACCUACCUGGCGACCAUAGAGGCGAUUUAUUACUUCCUGAAAGACUAUCAUGUGCAGUGUCUGUCUCAGCAGUAUCAGGGAGAGUAUGAUAACCUGCUUUUCUUUUACUCAUAUCUCCAUCAGCUGAUUAACAAAGCCAAGCACAGUGCUGGUAAAUUGUAAAUGAGGCAUGUGAAGACAUGAACUCUUCAUGGAUUUCCAACAGUACCACACAGAGUGCCAUCUUCAUCAAUCAACCAACAGAAAUACUUAUGGCUUCUGGACACCGGGAAAUGAUUCACAGAAAGACUCAAUAGAGCCAUAGGGACAGAUUAGUACUGUAAAAUGUUUGUUCUCUGUUGUAAUCUUUUCAGAUGGACUAUGAAGACCGAUGGUUCCCCCUCCAUCUUGAGAAUUGAUUUGGAUGAAAUGUUAUAGGUACAGCAUGUAACCUUUGUAUUGGAGGAUAACAUGGACUUGUUUACUAAGCUCCUAUGUUGGGGGUCAUGUUCAGUUGAUUUAAGGGGCCAUCUCUUAAAGUUGUUGAUCAGGGGUGGCCAACCCAGGCCUUGGGAGAGCCACAGUGUCUGCUUUUUUUUUGUUUUUAUUCUGCACUUAACUGAUCGAUUAAAACAGUGGAUUACACAGUUAA
This is a messenger RNA of Anguilla rostrata (American eel), 1737 nucleotides long. RefSeq names its product DTW domain containing 1 (gene dtwd1). Gene Ontology annotation, cellular component: nucleus. Gene Ontology annotation, molecular function: tRNA-uridine aminocarboxypropyltransferase activity. NCBI's taxonomy places the organism in Eukaryota, Metazoa, Chordata, Actinopteri, Anguilliformes, Anguillidae. The transcript is spliced from 4 exons. The coding region runs from base 333 to 1268 and encodes 311 amino acids. Gene Ontology annotation, biological process: tRNA modification. The record is from RefSeq and is a predicted model, not a curated record.